Cotesia glomerata is the source of this 1736-nucleotide messenger RNA. RefSeq lists its product as uncharacterized. Gene Ontology annotation, biological process: sensory perception of taste. NCBI's taxonomy places the organism in Eukaryota, Metazoa, Arthropoda, Insecta, Hymenoptera, Braconidae. Bases 139 to 1329 code for a protein of 396 amino acids. The transcript is spliced from 5 exons. The record is from RefSeq and is a predicted model, not a curated record. Gene Ontology annotation, cellular component: axon; membrane; neuronal cell body.
UUUAAUUGAAUAUUAAUAAUGCAAUAUGAUAAAAGGUUUUUAAUUCAAAAUCGAUGUCGCAUAACUGAUGAGAGUUAUUGCAAAUUUCUGCAGCAGUUGAAAAGCGAGUUCAAAUACAAACAGAAAAUUCAAUAAAUCAUGAAUAUAAGCAGUAAAAUAAUAUUAAAGUUAUUAUUUUAUUACUUUAAAAUUCUUGGUUUCAUCCCGUACGUUUACUACAAACCUGGAAUAUUAAAAAGAUCUAAAAGUGCAACUAUUUACACCGUGAUCCUCACAUUAGGAUACAGUAAAAAUGUGAUGAAUGUUAUGUUGUCGCGAUCAUCAUUUAUACGUCCACGAGAAACAAUCCUUGCCGUUAUUGUUGACUUAGUCAGUCUUAUGUUGGAGUACAUUGCAAUAUCAAUGAUUUGGAUUUAUUCAAUAACCCGUUUUAAUCAAGUACAAGGUAUCUUAAAAUUGUUUCUAAAAACUUUAGAAAGUACGUCAGUGAUAAUGAAAAUUAAUAUGACGAAAAUUUAUGAUGACAUACUGCGAGAAAUGUUUAUUUUUGUAUUAUCUUUGAACAUAUUAUUCAUAAUUACUGUAACAACCGAUUUGAUAAUUUGUUACGGUGAAAUUAAAGACUACGAUUUUCCUGUUUGGAUUAUAUUCAAUUAUCCACGAGUUAUACCGCUGAAUUACGCAAUGGUACAUAUAUAUUUUGUAAAAAUUUUAGGAAGACAUUUUUGUCUUCUCAACAAAAACAUUGGUUACCUGCCUGAAGUAUAUGCUGAUGAAGAUUCUUCAAUGGAAAUAAUUAAAAUAAGGUUUAAGCCACGUGAGAUAGAUGAAAAAUUACGAAAAUUUGAUAAACUUGAUCUGGACCUCAGAAAUCAAAUAAAAAUGUCAAACGAGAUAUUCGCGUUACCAUUUAUCACAGUGUUAUUGCUUCAAUUUUCACAUUCAAUUUUCAAUUUGUAUUUAUUUAUGAAUUCCAUGAUGAACAAAGCUUUUUCUUGGCCAAUUUUGAUUAAUGUUAGUUGGAUUUUAAUGCGAAUGUUACUAUUACUUUUUUUUAUUGAUAAUUGUCACACAGUAUGCGAAGAGGCAAAUAAAAAAGUGAAAAUUUUGCAUGAGUCGUGGGCUUUGAAACGACUAGAUGGUUUCAAAGAAAUGUUGAAAAGUAUUUCUCUGCACCAACUUCAAGAGCCUGUAGAAAUAAAAUUUCACGAUGCGUUGAAACUGAACCACAAGUUGUUUUAUAAAAUGGCUGGCGUAACUACGACGUAUUUGAUAAUUAUGAUACAACUUGAUCAACAAGUACAACAUAGUCAUAAUCACCGGAUAUAAACUGAUGUUUGUCUAUAAUUCAUAAUAAAUUAUCAUUUGAAUUAGAUGUGAACUUGAGACUAGUUAUCAAAGGACGAAAAUAUAUUCAAGUAUUUUGUUUUAAAAUUGAUAAAAAACAAUUUAUAUUAUUAAUUGAAGAAUGACCUCAAUUGAUCAAAUAUAAAUAAUGAAAAAUAUAUUUUUAUCACGGAAUUUUUUCAUUCUCGUGCAAUAAAUUACAGUAAUCCACUUAACUAAUUGAGCAUUUCUUCUAUUUAUAAUCUGCGAUAUUGACGUCGUCACGUAACUAAUAAAAAUUAUCAUAAAAUACUGCAACAUUAAAGUUAAGUGGAAACGUAAAUUAACUAUUAUACGCUCUACAUAAAAAUUUAAAUUUAUAGGCUAACAAAAAAUAUGCGUACAAACAA